Messenger RNA from Oppiella nova, 1257 nucleotides. The record is from the annotation of a GenBank genome assembly. NCBI's taxonomy places the organism in Eukaryota, Metazoa, Arthropoda, Arachnida, Sarcoptiformes, Oppiidae.
GGGCUCAAAAAACCAUUUUUUGAGAAUUUCCGUUUCUGGAAAAAUGACCCCAUAUCUCCAGGUCUGCGUGUAAACACAACAUCAGGGAUAGUUAGGGGACAAACCAUACAUGUGCUCAAUAUAGGAAUCAAUCAAUUCUUGAAUAUACCUUAUGCUGAGCCCCCGGUUGGGAAACUUCGCUUCAAUAAACCACUACCUAUUCAAACACCGAGAGAUAUCGAUGCCACAAAACCGGGUAACUCUUGUUUGCAACCAGUAUUUGAAAGCAUUGAACACUUUAUGGGAAAUCUGACCACAAGUGAGGACUGUUUGGUACUAAACAUAUGGACACUUAAUGGGGGAAACAGUAACUCAUCGCAAGAGUCACCACUAAAACCAGUCAUGUUUUGGAUUCAUGGCGGGGGUCUAUACUCGGGAUCCAUUUUUCAGCGCCAGUAUAACGGCAGUGCACUGGCAGCUCAAAACGUGGUGUUUGUCUCAGCAAACUAUAGAUUAGGUCCUUUUGGGUUCCUAUACGGGGAUCGGGAGGAUGCGCCCGGAAAUGUAGGCUUUUAUGACCAGUUAUUGGCUCUUAAAUGGGUGAGAGAAAACAUUCACGCAUUUGGUGGGGAUAGGGAUCAGAUCACUAUAUUUGGUCAGAGCGCCGGCAGUUGGUCCGUGUCGGCGCAUAUAUUGUCCCCAUUAUCUGCAGGUGCUUUCCAGAGGGCUAUUAUGGAAAGCGGUGCCCAUUUAUACAACAAGGACAGGGAUCUGGUGCCCAAAAGCAACGCCUUAUAUAAAGCCAAACAAAUGGCAAUUCAAUUGAAUUGUAGUUUAGAUGAUAACCAAUGGUUGGAGUGUUUGCGAGGAAUCGAUGGCAAAGAGUUUUACUCAUUAUAUACGAAGAAUCCGUUGACUGUUCCCACACUCGACACCGAAUUCCUGCCGAUGUCCGCACAAAUGGCUUUCAAGACUAACCACUUUAAUAAAGUGGACAUACUGUCGGGUGUGACCCUACAUGAGGGCUCAUGGAUGACGAGCGUAAUACUGGGCGAAGUGCCGCACAAUCUCACAGAAACUGAUUUCACAAAUUUUGUGCAUUUAUUGCAAACCAUAUUCCCCUAUUUGGACGCCAAUAAUAUAACAGACUUUUAUUUGGGUGAUAUCGACAAAACCAGUUCCCAUGACAUCCAGUGGGCGAUGUAUGACCUCUUUGGGGAUUUAUUCCUCACGUGUCCCACGUAUAUGUUUGCCACCAAUUAUGCUAAAUAUUCGCAA